GAAUAUCUUUUGCGAAUGGAGAAGAUCGAAUACGGCAACGAAAAAUGGCAACGCCAGCAUUUAACAAAUCUCUUAGCCCUGAGAUGAUUGGAGAAUGUACUAAUGAACUUAUAACUCUGUUAAAUAAAUGGGAAGAUAUUCCAUUAGAUAUAUGUACUGUUCAAACAUUGGGAAAAUUGGCUUUCUCAUAUGAUAUGAAAGCAUUGGACAGUCUGGAGGAGGAACCAUAUUUCAUAAAAACUUAUGAAAAAAUUACAGAACUUAUUCAAAAUCCUCUUUACAUGAUAUUCAGAUUUACUUAUAAACUUCCAUUAAAAGUAAAUCUUGAACUCUCUCAAUUAAUUGAAGAGUUUGACCGACUUAUAUAUAAAGUCAUUGAACAACGAAAACUUGAUAUAGCUAAAGAAAAAAAAAGUGAAGAGCAUAAAGAUUUAUUGGCUAAUAUGUUAGAAAAUAUUGGCAAUGAAAAUUUUGAAUAUAAUAUGAAAGACCUUAGAGAUGAGUUAACUGCAAUUUUUUCUGCUGGGCAUAAUACCACAGCAUUCGCGUUGAGUGCCGUUUUCUAUAACUUGGCAAAAUAUCCUGAAAUUCAAAAAAAAGCAAGAAAAGAAGCAUUUCAAGUCUUAGGAGAUUCCUCUAAAAUACCAAAUUCAGAAAAUGUUAAGGUAUUACUUUAG
Dentiscutata heterogama is the source of this 677-nucleotide messenger RNA. Lineage: Eukaryota; Fungi; Glomeromycota; Glomeromycetes; Diversisporales; Gigasporaceae. The record is from the annotation of a GenBank genome assembly.